Messenger RNA from Vespa mandarinia (Asian giant hornet), 2588 nucleotides. It is a transcript of the gene step, whose product is annotated as cytohesin steppke. Gene Ontology annotation, molecular function: guanyl-nucleotide exchange factor activity. NCBI's taxonomy places the organism in Eukaryota, Metazoa, Arthropoda, Insecta, Hymenoptera, Vespidae. The record is from RefSeq and is a predicted model, not a curated record. Gene Ontology annotation, biological process: regulation of ARF protein signal transduction.
UUCUUCGUCGUUCAUUCAUAUCUUUUUCUUUUUUCUUUUUCUUUUUUCUUUAAAUAUAUUUCUCUGUUUCUUUUCUUUUUCUUUUUUUCUUUUCUUUUCUUUUCUUUUCUUUUUCUUUUUUUUUUUUUAACGCGAGUGUGAACAUAAAUUGUAUUAUCAAUAUCGUAUUACGUUUGUCAUAAGUGAUAUAAUAUUAAAUAUCAAUAGGAUGAAUGACAUUUUUUUUUAAUCAGUUGUGAUUGAUUCAGUGCGAGUAAAUAAAAUAAAUAAAUAAAGAAAUGAAUACAUACGUAAAAGUACGUACAUCGUGUGAAACGAUCAAUCGUGUUUCGUAGUAUUUAUCGUCUCGCGGGCAACUCUCUUUGAGUUAAUCUCGACCAAUAGGAUUUCUCCGAGAUCAUCAAUUUUCAAUCAAACAUUUUUAACGGUUUUACGUGUGUGAAUAUCUACGACUAAUUCGAAGUUACCAUCACAUCAUAUAUAUAUAUAUACACAAGUCCAUCAUAAUUCUUCGAAGUAAAAUCGUGUAACGUAGCACAUCGAUGAUAUGGUGGUUGUGUGUUUGCAGUGUGGCAAAAUUCUUUUGUCGAAUUAGCGGACGAUAAGUGUGAGAAAAAGAAGAAAGAUUUAAUUGAAAGGAGAGGGAGAAGUCAUUCGAUGUUCGAAAUUACAUUGGAGAAAUUUCAUUGGAAUGACCAAUCAAUUGACGGAUGAAAAAGGAAGGAAUUUGAAGAAAAUAAAAGAAAAGAAAAAAAAAAGAAAAGAAUAUAUAAUAGGAAAGGAUUAAUAAUGAAUGUAUAAAAAAAAAAAGAAAAAAAAAAAGAAAAAAAAAAGAAAAAAAGAGGAAAAAGAAGGAAUAAGAGAGAACGAUGAUCGUUAGUAAAGUUUUCUUUCUUUACUUUUUUUCUUUUUUCUUUUUACAUCGGUAUAUCGCAAUCGGUUUCAAUGACGGGGUGAUGACGAUUUUCGUUCGUGAAAAUUCGUAAUUAUUCGUGAAAAUUCGAGAGAUUUCGGAUUUUCUUCGGGAAACGUGUGUGUAUCGUACGAAGUUAGGUGAGAAUAAGAAUAAGAAGGGAAAGAAAAAAAAGAAGAAGAAGAAUAAGGAAGAGGAGGAGGAAGAGGAGAAGACGGAGGUGGAGUAGGAGAAUAAGGACAUAUAAAGGCAAGUUCGUUCUGGCGCUAUAGGAAUGAUUUUCACCGGAAGGUCGGUCGACGCUCUCGACGAGGUACGCGGUAGCAGCGGCGUCGUCGUCCAGAGCGACGAGCGUCGCGACGUUAAAGCCGUCGCUAUAGCAGCCGGUUGGUUCUCCAGUUUGCGCAGACCCGGCAAGAGGAACAAGAGAUCCUGCCAAAAACAGGCCAAAAGUGCUUGGGACCUUACCACUUUAUCUACGCAAUUGAAAGAUGAACUUGGUGAGGUCGUGGCAGAGAUGGAGGCGAUGGAGGGCGGAGGCCUCGUCGCGAACGAGACGAAACCGACGAACAAGGCAAAGCAGACGUCGAUCGGACGGAAGAAAUUCAACAUGGACCCGAAAAAGGGCAUUGAGUACCUGAUCGAGCACAACCUGUUGGCACCAACGCCAGAGGAUGUUGCACAGUUCCUUUACAAGGGGGAGGGCCUUAACAAGACAGCGAUUGGCGAUUAUCUUGGGGAACGUCACGAUUUUAACGAGCGCGUAUUACGUGCCUUCGUCGAGCUCCAUGAUUUUACCGAUCUUAUAUUGGUACAGGCAUUGAGACAAUUCUUAUGGUCCUUUCGUUUGCCCGGUGAGGCACAGAAAAUAGAUCGGAUGAUGGAGUGUUUCGCACAGAGAUACUGUCAGCUAAAUCCAAAUAUAUUCACCAACACCGACACCUGUUAUGUUCUCAGUUUCGCCAUUAUAAUGCUUAACACGUCCCUACAUAAUCCAAGCGUCAAGGACAAGCCCAGCGUAGAACAGUUUAUAUCUAUGAAUCGUGGUAUCAACAAUGGCGGCGACCUUCCACGAGAAUUACUCGUGAGUCUUUACGAAAGUAUAAAAACGGAACCAUUCAAGAUCCCGGAAGACGAUGGCAACGAUUUGAUGCACACCUUCUUUAACCCCGAUAAGGAAGGCUGGCUUUGGAAGCAAGGUGGACGUUACAAAAGCUGGAAAAGACGGUGGUUCAUUCUAAAUGACAAUUGCCUAUAUUAUUUUGAAUAUACGACGGACAAGGAACCGCGUGGUAUCAUUCCGUUAGAAAACAUACAAGUUAGAGAAGUACAAGAUCGACACAAGCCGCAUUGCUUUGAACUUUAUGCAGCUGGAUCAGAAUUUAUCAAAGCAUGUAAAACUGAUAGCGAAGGAAAGGUCGUUGAAGGAAAGCAUACAGUGUACAGAAUGUCUGCGGCAACAGACGAGGAGAAAGAUGAAUGGAUCAAAUGCGUUCGGCAAAGUAUAUCACAUAAUCCAUUUUAUGAUAUGCUAGCAGCAAGAAAGAAAAAAGCACAAAAGACAAAUGUCUAUUCGAAGAGUUAAAUAAUAACUAAAGAGUAGAGUUUCGAAAGUAACUCAAUUGACAUGAAAGACUGUAUUUAGAUCUCAAAGUUUACUUUGAAGAUCUUAGAA